Molecule: messenger RNA, 1427 nt
Organism: Spinacia oleracea (spinach)
Lineage: Eukaryota; Viridiplantae; Streptophyta; Magnoliopsida; Caryophyllales; Amaranthaceae
Exons: 9
Coding region: 226-822 (198 amino acids)
Cellular component (GO): small-subunit processome
Source: RefSeq, a predicted model, not a curated record
UCUCGCUCCAUCUCUGUUCUCGUGCUUCGUAUUAAAGUAAAUAAAAAAAAAAGUAAAAAAAAAAAAAUCAAGGUUGUCAAUUGUCAUAGUUGCAAGCAGCCAAGCACCGCCACCGUUGAAGUUGUGUUAAAGUGUUUGGCAAGUGACAAGCAUCUCUCUCCCUUUCUCAUCGCUUCUCCAUUCUCCAUCAAUUAGACAGGGUUUACUGGUUUAGGGUUUAUCGCCAUGGGAAGAUCUAAGAAAGCUCCCAAAUUUGCUGUCAGGAAGAAGCUUGUCACUUCCAAAACCCUUAAACAGCACAAGCAAGAGGUGUUAAACCCUAAAAAGAAGGACCUUGAAGCCGCCAAUCUCCCUAGAAAUGUGCCUAAUGUUUCAUCCGCCCUGUUCUUCAAGUAUAAUACCGCCUUGGGACCUCCUUACCGGGUUAUCGUCGAUACCAAUUUCAUCAAUUUUUCCAUCCAGAAUAAAUUGGAUUUAGAGAAAGCAAUGAUGGACUGCUUGUAUGCGAAAUGUACUCCAUGCAUUACGGAUUGUGUUAUGGCCGAACUCGAGAAGCUCGGUCAAAAAUAUCGUGUAGCGCUGAGGAUUGCAAAAGAUCCUCGGUUUGACAGACUCCCUUGUACCCAUAGAGGAACAUAUGCUGAUGACUGCAUUGUUGACAGGGUUAAUCAGCAUAAAUGCUACAUUGUUGCCACAUGUGAUCGUGAUUUGAAACGCAGGAUUAGAAAGAUCCCUGGUGUGCCGAUUAUGUACAUCACACAGCACAAAUAUUCCAUUGAGCGACUGCCUGAAGCUACAAUGGGGGGAGCGCCGAGAUACUAAUGAUCUUGCAAUGCUGUUGUUGGAAAGACAUUCAUCUUAUCUAUUCUAGGUUUUACUUCUGGUGUUGAGAGUUUCUGUACUUUAGGUGACUACUGGACUACUGGUCAAUGGACUUGCCUGGAAGAUGAAGAUUAUCUAUAUCUUGUUUGUGACCGUAGGGACUAGGGAGAGGGAGAGUAGCUCAGUGGCGAGGCAUCAGGAUUCUAGACUGUAACGAGUUUUAACUUCUAUAAUACGGAGUAUACUGUUUUCUUGUUCGGAUUACUACACAAGCUGUAGACAGACUUCAAAUUUUGGCUGUGCCAUGUGAAAUGCAAGUUUCAUAGUUGGUUUCUCGGACAGUUUAGGAGACUGCGCGUAAUUUGGUUAUGACUCAUGAGUCUUACCUUUGAUCUACAAGGAUUGAGAUGGGAAGACCUUGAAAGGACUCUAUAUCACGAGCCAACAAUGAAUGAUCUCAACGGUUAAAUUCCUUCAAAGUUAACUAGUCCUUGUGAACAUUGUUUUAUUUAAAAGAUCCCUAAACAUGUUAGUUUUCACAGUAUGAAUCGCUUUUGAAACUUAUGAUUAAUUUCUUUUAAGUGGUUGUCGCCUUUUCGGUAAUA